This is a messenger RNA of Anopheles arabiensis, 4899 nucleotides long. RefSeq lists its product as uncharacterized. NCBI's taxonomy places the organism in Eukaryota, Metazoa, Arthropoda, Insecta, Diptera, Culicidae. The transcript has 2 exons. Gene Ontology annotation, molecular function: zinc ion binding; nucleic acid binding. The coding region runs from base 1 to 4899 and encodes 1632 amino acids. The record is from RefSeq and is a predicted model, not a curated record.
AUGACGACACCGGGUGAUAGCGAGCACAGCAUCGAGGCAGCGCGUCAGCUAACUGCGUUGGAAGGUGCAGUUAAGGCAAUACUCGAUGAGGCUCGCGAAGGAAAGCUCUCUAAAACCAUGGCUUCCAUAAAAGCCGAAAUCCUAGAGUCACUAUGGACCGACGGUAGAAAUGCUCUCCUGCAGCUCGAGGGUCUCGCGGGACCGCAUCCAAGACGGGUCCCCUUCACCGAGGCGUACGCGACGGCAAAAUGCGCUUUGGCCGAGCUGCGCCCGGGAAACUCAUUUGCGACGCCAGCACUCGACGCUACGAUGCUGCCGGCCACUGCAAAGAAGAACCAUCUCCCACGGCUAGACCUACCCAAAUUUUCUGGAUCGCCAUCGGAGUGGCCCGCGUUCGCAGGGCGAUUCAACAAACGCGUGGCUGGGUUGGAAGAAGAUGCAGACCGCUAUGCUUUCCUUAUCCAAUGCUUUGAACGGUGUGAAAUAGCCCGUGACAGCUGCGAAGCAUUUGAAAAUGCUGGGAUGACCUUCCAAGACGCGUGGAAACGUCUUGAGGAACGCUUCUACAAGAAGCGCGUGGCAUUUCUCGGCCACUUUCAGCAGCUGUACGCGUUACCCAAAUUGACAGCAGCGUCUUCAACGGCAUUGAUGCGGCUUAUCGACGCCGUUGAAACAUCGACAUCGUCAGCGCGCCAGAUUGCUGGCAAAAUGGAUCAAGCCGCGUCAGCAGUGGAAGACGGAAUGAUAGUGAGCUUCGUUUUGAGCAAGUUGGACGAAGAAACCGCUGCUCAGAUCACUCGCCGCCUGGAUUCUCAGCAGAUCCCUACGUGGAAAGUACUCCGCAACGAGCUAGAUCAGCUGGCCAACACCCUCUACUACGAACCAAGGGCCAAGCCAGGAAACAACUUCCGGACGGAACGUCCCGCUACGAACCACCCACCGGCGCGGACGGAGCGCGCGAUGCUGUCCGCUACUGUGCUCGCAGAAGGCCGACAUGUGAAUAUCGGAACAGUAGGCAAUAGAAACCAAUCAUGGAUGGCGGUGCGACGGUGUUAUGCGUGCGAUAAAACAGGGCACGGGUCCACGUUGUGUCCGGAACUGCGCGUGCGGUCGUUUUUGGAGCGUACCAAUUACAUAAUGGCCUUAGCUCCAGUUACAGAACCCUAUCCACAAACCAUGCAGCCCUCCGUAAGUGAUAUCGUCUCACAGAAUCUCACUCCACCGGAAGAAACUCCGAACGAAAAGAAAGCAAGGCUUCAAAGGAAGCGACAGGCGUUGUACAGGGCCAAGAAGCGCCUCCCGGGUGCAGCUCCUACGCUGGCAGCUGUACAGGACGACCAACAGGCUGUACCUUCAACUUUGGCCGGGACAUCCUUAUCAGGAGCUCCAGCAAUCUUGCAACAACAACAACUACGAAGGAAUAUUGACGAUGAUUUGCUCAAUGAAAUCGCUGGACGGUACUCCACCCCACCGGAUGAAACACCACCCGAGAAGAAGGCAAGGCUCGCCAGAAAGCGACAGGCACUGUACAAUGCCAGGAAGCGCAUGGUGCAAACUCCGAAUGUCGCAACUGUGGUCAACCGCGCCCCAGCACCAGCAUCAGCACCAGUACCAGCACCAGCACCAGCACCAACACCAGCAUUGGUAGACCCAACUGCAGCAGUUGCUAUCCGAGUGCCAAUACAUCAGCAGCUACAAACAUACGUGCGCCAUCUUCGCGACCAUGAAGCAGAUCAGCAGCGACAAUUCAUAGCCCGGCGUCGUAUGACCGGCCAUCUGAGAGUAGCACAUGGGAACCAUGAGUCGUACAGUUGUCCCUCGCUUCAUACGCUUGCACCACGCGUACCUUGCAAUUUCUGUUCCGCUCUCAAGUGGCCUGGAGAGCCGCCCAGUGUGUGCUGCAACAGUGGACAAGUUGUGCUUCCACCGUUUCCCGAACCGCCAGCAGAGUUGCGCCAACUAUUUGACGUGCCGCAAUUUCUGCUCAACAUCCGGCGAUACAAUAAUGCGUUUGCCUUCACCUCUAUCGGUGCCUCAAUACGAGGAAAUGACCCAGUACGCCAGGAUCUACGAGUCGGUCACGGUGGAAUUUACAACUAUCGCAUACAAGGUGCGCUUUGCCAUCGAAUCGGUUCGCUCGCUGUGCUUCCAGGACGUCCACCAUGCUACGCACAGCUGUACUUUUAUGAUUCAAGCUCGGAGGGUCAGUACGACGAAAUGCUGAACGCUCGGGCCAUAGCAUAUGGUAGUGAGCUGAAUCGUGAAAUAUUGGCCAUUUUGCAACGUGUUUUUUCGACUCACAAUCCGAUUGCAGAGAUGUUUAAGCAUGCGUACGAACGGAUGUCUGUUCGAGAUGAUCUGCGGCUUUGCAUCCACUCGCGUAUACCAGGCAUCGAUCAACGGCGUUACAAUGCACCGACUGCAGAUGAAGUUGGUGGCGUGUUCGUGUGCGAUGAUACUACCGGAGCCACGGAACAUACACGCGAUAUUGUGCUGCAGCAUCGUGCCACAGGAUACUUGCAGCCUGUGUUUGAUACCAACCAGUUGGCAGAUGCACUCCAAUACCCGAUUCUGUUUCCGCGGGGUGAAACCGGUUGGACUUACGGUAUGCCAAAGGUACAGCGCCGAACCAGACAGCAGCAACAACCAAGCAGACCAACAAGUUCGAGCAACGGAGCGGCGCACAUAGAUGAAAAUGAUGAUGCUGCUGAGGAUCCUAAUCCUGAGUUGGAUGGAGCAGAGCGUUCAGCAAAUCAAAUAACACCACGCGAAUAUGCCGCAUAUCGCAUAGCCUGGCGGGAAAACGCUCAAACGCUUAUGCAUCGUGCCGGACGAUUGUUUCAGCAGUACUGUGUAGACCAGUACUGUAAGAUAGAGAUGCAGCGGUUGAAAUAUUUGCGAGAGCACCAGGCACAACUUCGCACUGAGGCGUACACGGGCUUUAUGGAUCUUGCCGGCGCUGAAGGUACCAUCGCGGAUCUUCAUCCCGAUAAUUUGCCUAAUGUGGCUGUGGAAAUCCCUGUAGUGCAAGAACCACCUGUUGCACCCCGUCGUUCCAUCAUCGAUCCGCCCUCGAACCUGUCGCGUACGGGCACGCGUGUUAUUCUCGGACCAUCAUUUGUCGGUAGCAAUCGAUAUAUGCGAGCGCAAUAUCAAGACGCAAUGGCUAUUGUUCGAGCUUUGGGUAAACCGGACCUGUUUAUCACCGUCACGUGCAAUCCGAAGUGGCCGGAAAUCACACAGUGCCUACUUCCACGUCAGCAGGCCCCGGAUCGACCCGAUGUUAUCGUACGUGUCUUUCGGUUAAAGCUGAAAGCCAUACUGAAUGACCUAACCAUGGGAGCUCUCGGGAUUGAGGUAGCUCGCAUUCACGUGAUCGAGUUCCAAAAACGUGGCCUUCCCCAUGCACACAUACUCGUGAUUCUCGCCGAGGAAGACAAACCGCAGACCCCGGCAGACUACGACAAGAUCGUGUCUGCCGAACUUCCUAAUCCUGCAACGUCGUCGCAACUGUUCGAGACGGUACAGAGCUGUAUGAUGCAUGGACCGUGUGGGGCUGCCAAUCCUGCCGCACCUUGCAUGAAGGAUGGUACAUGCGAAAAAGGGUUCCCAAAGUCAUUCUGCGAACAGACGCGCAGCAUGGAUAAUGGCUAUCCACAGUACCGUCGUCGUAACAAUGGGCGCAGUGUGACGGUGAAAGGAAUCGAGCUGGACAACCGGUACGUCGUGCCCUACAACCCAUGGUUCACGCAUAAGUACAAUUGCCACAUCAACGUUGAGGUGUGUACUUCGAUCAGCAGCGUGAAAUAUUUGUACAAAUACGUGUACAAGGGGCACGACCGUCUGAGCGUUACCCUGGCGGUAGGCAACGAUGAAAUUCAGCAGCAUAUCGAUGCACGCUACCUUUCACCGACGGACAGCUGCUGGCGAAUAAUGCGCUUUGAGUUGCAAGCAAAAACGCACACCGUUGUUACACUGCCUAUCCAUCUGGAAAAUCAACAGAACGUGUUUUUCCGGGCAAACGAAACCGUUUCGUGCGUAUUAAACCGUGGUAACCAUACCAUGUUGACACGAUUCUUCCAGCUGGCGGCACAUGACAACUUUGCCAGAGCGCUCCUGUACCACGAUGUCCCGACGUACUACCGGUACGCGAAACCAACUGCGAACCAGCGACUACCGUGGCAGGAACCGGGAACAAAGCACUGGAUCCGUCGCAUACGUACCGGGCACAAGACAGUGAUCGGCCGAAUGGUGUCCUGUAGCAUGCAGCUUAUGGAACGCUACUGCUUACGGUUGCUUCUUUGCUACCGCAAGGGUCCAACAUCGUACGAGGAUCUGCGUACUGUUAACGGUUCGGUGUGCGAAACGUUUCAGCAGGCUGCCAUCAACGAAGGGCUGCUUGAGGAUGAUUCCGAGUGGGAUCGUGCUCUAGAAGAAGCGGCCACUUAUCGUAUGCCCGCCCAGUUGCGCCAUUUCUUCGCACUCAUCCUUUCGUCUGGGAUGCCACAAAACCCGCGCACCCUGUGGGAAAGCUAUGCGAGUGAAAUGAGUGAAGAUUUUCACCACCGCAAUCGCGACCGGUACACGACGGAGGAAUCCGACCUGAAUAAGCUGCUACGUGAUGUUGAACACUUCCGGGCGCUGAGUGACAUCGAUCGCUACCUGCGCGGUACGACGCCAUCGAAGGAUUUGACCAGUUUCCCAGGAAUGCCUCAGCUUUCGGAGUAUGAACACGUUCAGGCACACAUCAUGGACGAUGAUGAUGUCAACGAGUUCAUUAUCGCUGAACGAUCGUAUCUGAUCACGGAUCUCGAUGCUACCUUGCCACCGUACAUCAGCUCAACGACGAACAACGCAUGGUGUACGAAACGGUCACGGCGGCAAUCGAUCGUCAAUUAG